Molecule: messenger RNA, 2407 nt
Organism: Phragmites australis (common reed)
Lineage: Eukaryota; Viridiplantae; Streptophyta; Magnoliopsida; Poales; Poaceae
Exons: 12
Coding region: 187-2262 (691 amino acids)
Source: RefSeq, a predicted model, not a curated record
CCCUCUAUAUAUACUGAUGAGUGCUUGCGGCGUGCUGUGCAAGCCAAACUCCAUUAAAAUUCCCCCGCGGCGAGGCGAGGACAGGACCGCGAGGCGGAGGAGGAAGCCAGUACGCACCCGCACGCGUGGUCGCCGGAGAAGAAGGCUAGCAAUUCAUCGGAGGUGGACGCAUGUGGGCGGGCGGCCAUGGCGCUGCUCUGCUUCCUGUUGGACCUGCGCAACAUCCCCCCUCCCCUCCUCCAGCGCCUCAAGCAGUGCCUGCUCCACCUUGCCAACCUCUACGCCGCCACAACGUCACCGCCCCACCCCGCGUCCGCAGCCGCCGCGGCCGCGCUCCCCGACCGCCUCGCCCUCAGCUACGUCCACCGCGCCACCUCCUCCAAGUCCUCAUCCUCUUCCUCGUCUUCCUCUUCACCUGAGCUAAAGAUUGGGUAUAGGCCUGGUGAGAAAUUCAGCCUUCGUGAUUUCCACCACGCCGUAAAUAAUAUACCCCUGGAUGGCUUUCUUCCUGAGCAACAUGGUGGGGCUCUGCAUACUGGAGAUGUAUCACUGACAAACCUUUUUAGCAAUAGAGCCAUCUAUUCUUGGGCAGCUGAUGACAUCUCCAAGAAAGUUAUUGCUAUAUGUAUGUCUGCACGAAACACAGAAUCUCUCCGAAGAUCUCUUAUGGAUGCAGCAGAACAGUGUAUCACAGUGGAGUUUGUAAUGUUGGAAACAGAAGCUGCAUUCAUGUAUGACAACGUUUCUGAAAAUGACAAUGCUUUCAUACACAGAAUUUGUGAUCUUGAAAACUGUGUCGUGCGGAGAUACAAUCCUGAGAUUCAAGUUUUGCAUGGGCUAGUCAAGAGGUGGUUAGAAGAGCUAAAGGAUGACAAGGAAGAUUCUCUGCAAGCUGUAUUUGUGUUCAGAGAUCCGAUUAUCAAUUCAGUUAAACAAAUAUAUUGCAACCUAUAUGCAUCAGCGAACCAGAUAAUUGAUGAUUUUCCAUCUUGUCAGACAUGCAAGUGCCAUGGUCAUCCUAUCGACCUUGUCGCCACGAAUAAUGCAAAAUGGAUGUGCCCAAUAACUAGCCGACAGCUUGUGGCAUCUGAUGUUACUGUUACAGCUGUGAGGAUUGGAGAACAAACAGUGUUGUAUCUGCCUACUUCAGAAGGCUGUUCAAACUUGCGGCGAGUCUCUACUACCAUUUCUUUUGAUGUGAUCAAGCGCACUGAAUUAGCCUCACUGAAUGAAGGAGUCAUAAUGGGGACGCCUCAUGUUGUGAUCCCCAGUUCAAAUGAUGUUGAAGUUUCUCUAACUGAUGAGAGCUCAGAUCAGAACACCCAAAUUUUCUAUGGUCUAUGUCAAACUCUUUUCAAGCUUGAUCAGGGACUGGUAUGCUCCUCAUCAUGUAAUACUGAAACGAUGAAAAUUGGAAGUCUUCAAUGUUACUAUCUUGUUCAACCAUCUGAGAAGGGACCGAUGCUUCUGAGGAGGCUUGCUGGAUCUGAAGAGAUAUUGCCUCUUCCAGGAGUGAGUCGAGAUUGCAAUUCCACUGUUACCAAGGAAAUCAAGGAUUCAAUUGAAAUGUCCUUAUCUAAGAUCGAGCUAAAAGAUUACAACCCUCUGCAACAUGAAAGAGGCUUUCAUUCGAAACUGAAUUGCCUGGUGAAGGACAGCCUGCAAUUUGGAUCAAUUGCUUCCCCCUGUGGCUUGAAGGAUCCUCACCACCUUGAUUCGUUCAGUGAACCACAGCCACAGGUAUCAACUUAUCAGGGCCUCGAGGAAAGCAAGUUCCUAAACCAACCAGAGAAGGCUGGACGUGUCAAUGGCCAUAUCCUUUCAUUCAGCGAGCCACAAGCAUCAUCAUUCCAAGUUCCAAAGGAGAACAAGCUGUCGAGCCAGUCCAACAAGGGGAAGGCCUCCCCCAGCAUCAGUGAAGAGUGGGAAAAGCUCAUCAUCAUCGACGACCUCAACGACGACCUCGCCACCCCUGCCGCUCCCAGGCCUGCUGCUGCCAAGCCUCAGCGCGCCAAGCCGCCGACUCCGGUGAAACCGCUGGACGAGAAGACCUCACGGAUUCUGGAGAGGCUGGAGGCCCCCAGGGCGAAGAAGCAGAGGGCUAACGCUAGCAACAAAGCCAGCACCAGCGCAGCACCGGCACCCGCACCCAGCCGUGUUGCUAAUACACAGACCAAGAAGCCGCCGCUGCCAUUUGAGCCGAGCGCAAGCCAGCCGCUGAGACCUACCUUCAACAAGAUACGUAGAAAGCUCCCUACCUGACCUGACGUGACCUAACCUAGGCGCAUGCUCAUGCUUAGCUCCAGCUAAUUGUGCAGAUUAAGAGCAAAAUUUUGCACCAGGAUUGUGAAUACAUCUCGGGAGAUAGUGCAAGUGCAGCCCAAAGAGUAUGAUGAAAACCCAAGCA